AUGACGUUCAAACUCCCCAGCGGGGCCUCGCCUUACCAGCAGCACACUCCGCUCGGCCGCGACACCCGAGCCACCGGGACAGACACGACCCCGGUCCCUCGCCGGCGGAGCUGGAACCUCGUGUGUGAGGACGGCUGGAAGGUGCCUCUGGAGCAGAUGGGCCACCUCCUGGGCUGGCUGCUGGGCUGUGUCCUCCUGGGCGCAGGCUGUGACUGGUUUGGACGUCGGGCUGUGUUUGUGGCCUCCCUGGUGCUGGCCACGGGCCUGGGGGCCAGUGAGGCCCUGGCGGCCAGCUUUCCUGCCCUGCUGGCUCUGAGGCUGCUUCAUGGGGGGGCCUUGGCAGGCUUUUCCCUGGCCCUCUACGUGGCUCGCCUGGAGCUGUGCGACCCCCCCCACCGCCUGGUGUUCUCCGUGGCAGCUGGCCUCUUCUCGGUGCUGGGCACCGUGCUGCUGCCCGGCCUGGCCCUGCUCGCGCAGGACUGGCGCCUUCUGCAGGGGCUGAGCGCCCUGGUCACGGGGUUUUUGCUGCUCUUUUGGGGGUUCCCCUCCCUGUUCCCUGAGUCUCCCCGGUGGCUGCUAGCCACGGGACAGCCAGCCCGAGCCAGGAAGAUCCUGUGGCACUUUGUGGAAGCUGGGGGCGCGGACCCCGAGGACAGCUCAAAGGAGGAGAGCGCCCUCGCUACGGAACUGGACACGCUGGGUGCAGGGAGCCCCCAGCCCCAGUACCACUCCAUCCUGGAGCUCCGGAACACCAGCAUCGCCUGGAGAAAUGGACUCAUCCUGGGCUUCAGUUCACUGAUCUGCGGGGGCAUCAGAGCCAGCUUCCUCCGCAGCCUGACCCCGAGUGAGCCCGCCUUCUACCAGCUCUACUUCCUGGGCGCUGGCCUGGAGUUCGUAGCCACUGUGUUCCUGCUGCUGACGGGGGAUCGCUGGGGACGACGCCCAGUCCUCUUGCUGGGCACCCUGGUCAUGGGCCUGGCGUCCCUACUGCUUCUUGCCGGGACCCAGUACCUGCCAGAAUGGACCAUGUGGUCCCUCUCUGUCCUGGGUCUCCUGGCCUCCCAGGCCGUGUCGGCUCUCAGCAGCCUCUUCGCAGCAGAGGUAUUGCCCACCGUGACCAGGGGGGCCGGCCUGGGCCUCGUGCUGGGGGCCGGCUUCCUGGGCCAGGCGGCCGCCCCCCUGGCCGACCUGCACGGCCGGCGUGGCUUCUUCCUGCACCACGUGGUCUUCGCCUCCUUCGCCAUCCUGGCCCUGCUGUGCGUCCUGCUGCUGCCGGAGAGCCGGGGCCGCGGGCUGCCCGCGUCGGUGCAGGACGCCGACCGCCUGUGCCGGUCCCCACUCCGCGGGGGCCGCCUCCGCCCGGACCACCUGCCGCUGCUGCCGCCCACCCCCCGUCCGCAGUAG
Leptonychotes weddellii (Weddell seal) is the source of this 1404-nucleotide messenger RNA. Lineage: Eukaryota; Metazoa; Chordata; Mammalia; Carnivora; Phocidae. The record is from RefSeq and is a predicted model, not a curated record.